Messenger RNA from Cornus florida, 1242 nucleotides. RefSeq names its product exopolygalacturonase-like. Lineage: Eukaryota; Viridiplantae; Streptophyta; Magnoliopsida; Cornales; Cornaceae. Gene Ontology annotation, biological process: carbohydrate metabolic process. Bases 1 to 1242 code for a protein of 413 amino acids. Gene Ontology annotation, molecular function: polygalacturonase activity. The transcript is spliced from 4 exons. The record is from RefSeq and is a predicted model, not a curated record.
AUGGGUUUGAGUCCAUUUUCCAAAAUAAUUUUCUUAGUAAUAUUCUUGUUAGUGUGCAUUGUAACCAAUGCUCUACCCCGAACCAAGGUUUUUGAUGUGACCAAAUAUGGUGCAAUUGCAAAUGGAAAGACUGAUAACUCUAAGGCAAUUUUGAAAGCAUGGAAGGACUCGUGUAAAUGGCAUGGAAGAAGCAGAGUGUUGAUCCCAUUAGGGUCAUACUUCUUGAGUUCAUUGGACCUUAUUGGUCCAUGCAAUGGUCCAGUGGAGUUUUUUAUCAAAGGGGUGUUAAAGGCUCCCACAAAACCAGCACAAUUCCUUAACACUAACCAUUGGAUUAACUUCCAAUACAUGGAGAAUUUGACAAUCACAGGUGGUGGGACUUUGGAUGGCCAAGGUGCAUCAGGUUGGCCAUAUAACAAUUGCGGCAAGGGACAGUGUCCCGGCCUCCCUGCUUCAUUGACUCUCAACUUCAUCAAGAAUUCAGAGAUCAGUCACAUAAACUCACUCAACAGCAAGAAUGUGCAUCUCAACAUUUUCGCAUGUCAUGGGUUAAACAUAAGUCACGUAGGAAUUUCAGCUCCCGGAGACAGUCCCAACACCGAUGGAAUCCAUUUCGGUGUCUCAACCCACAUCAGGAUUUCAGUGAUGGACAUUGCCACUGGAGAUGAUUGCAUAUCUUUGAGUUCUGGAAACAGUAACAUCCACAUCUCAAAGAGUUUUUGUGGUCCUGGACAUGGAAUUAGCGUCGGAAGCUUAGGAGGGUCCGACGAAGAAGAACGUGUGACUGGAUUAACAGUCACUAAUUGCACUUUUAGGAGUACCCUUACCGGCGUGAGGAUCAAAACUUGGGGUGCAAAACCUAAUGAUGCUGGUGGUGUUGCUUCAGACUUCCAAUUUGAUGACAUUGUUGUGAACAAUGUUUCCAACCCCAUCCUCAUUGAUCAACAGUAUUGUCCAUACCCUCCAUGUAGUCAGUUAUUUAAUUUUUUUUUUUUUUGGUUGGUUUAUUCACAGAAACCGUCACAGAUUCAGAUAACCAAUGUUACAUUCAGUAAUAUUCAGGGCACUUCUGCAUCAAGAGAAGCAGUAAAACUGGUGUGUAGUGGAAGCAAGCCAUGCCAGAACAUUGUGCUUGAGAAUAUCGACUUAAAAUACCUUGGUCAUGAAGGUCCUGCUAUUUCUACAUGUUCUCAUGUCAAUGUCAUCUCUCACGGCCAAGUCAUACCUCCUCCUUGCAGAUAG